CUCCCAUCUCCUGCAGGCCAUGGACUCAGCACUUGUGCUCCUCCUGGCUGUGCUGGCCGUCCUGCCCAAGCUGACCCACGAUCGCCCGAGCGAUGCAGUCGCUCUGGAGCGGAUGAAGAGACGGCAGAUGUUUCUCGAGGAGAAGAUGAGCGAGCUGUGGGAGGAAAUGGAGUGGAGGAGGGCCCUGGAAAAAGUUCCACUCCUGUGGAUCUUGCAGCACUGGCUCUUCUGGGUGGCUGCAGCGGCUGUGCUCUGCUGGCUGGCCUGGCGCCGUCAGCGGGACAACUGGCGAGGAGAGGAGGAAGAAGAGCUGGGCGCAGCAGCCGGGGCCGUCAGGCCUUUCCCAGAGCUCAGCCGGUCACCGCUGCAGGAACUGCCCUACAUGGGCCGCACCCUGAAGAAGCUGGUGCGGGACCUGCUGGAGGUGUGCCAGGUGCUCUCCCAGAACACCUUCAUGCCAGAGCUGCACCCGGCCACCCAGAAGCAGGGCACCAUGGAGUCCUGGAGUGACCUGGGGCACCAGGUCAUCUACCAGCUGGUCGUCUUCCUGAGGCCACCCCCCAGGCACUCUUUCCAGCUGCAGCCGCCCGCCGGCAAGAAUGUGCCAGAGAGGUGCUCCAACAUCCGGGUGGUGCUGGAGUGCUCGUGCUCCAGCACGACGGGGGAGACGUCGUGCUUUGUCCACCCCACGCACGACGCUCAGCCCUCGCGCCUGCUCCGCACCCUCUGCACAGACUCCCACUUGGAGGUGGAGAAAGUCGCCGGCUGGGUGCAGGACUUGGUGGAAGCAGCCUGGGAGCGUUUGCCCCAGUGGCAUGACUGGAAGCUCCAGCUGCUGCCCUCCUCCCGCUCCUGCAGGCUCCUGCUGACCGGCCCCUGCGAGGUGCAGCUCUGCGCUGAGCUGCUCUUGGCGCUGCGGCAGGGCCGGCCAGGCAACUUCCUGGUGCUGGAAUAGGCACCUGCAGCUCUCCCACCUGCUGCUUUAGUCUGGGCUAGAGUUAGAGUAGGAUAGGGUAGGAUAGAGUAGGAUAGAAGUAGAGUAGGAUAGAUUAAGAAUGGGGUUCGAUUUUCCAAGGGCGGGUUUAGGCUGGGGUAGAGUUAGGCUAAGAUAGGUAGGAUAGGCCUCCCUCUUCUGCAUCUACUCCACAUGGGGUUGUAUUUUGCUCCCUUUCUGCUUCCAACUUGAAAAUAAAGAGAAAGGUUGAGCAGA
Molecule: messenger RNA, 1210 nt
Organism: Pseudopipra pipra
Lineage: Eukaryota; Metazoa; Chordata; Aves; Passeriformes; Pipridae
Product: inositol 1,4,5-trisphosphate receptor-interacting protein-like 1
Exons: 2
Coding region: 20-955 (311 amino acids)
Cellular component (GO): membrane
Source: RefSeq, a predicted model, not a curated record